Colletotrichum spaethianum is the source of this 993-nucleotide messenger RNA. Its product is annotated as cytochrome P450 monooxygenase lolP1. NCBI's taxonomy places the organism in Eukaryota, Fungi, Ascomycota, Sordariomycetes, Glomerellales, Glomerellaceae. Bases 1 to 993 code for a protein of 330 amino acids. The record is from RefSeq and is a predicted model, not a curated record. The transcript is spliced from 3 exons. Gene Ontology annotation, molecular function: iron ion binding; heme binding; monooxygenase activity.
AUGUUCCGCGAUGCCGAUGCCCCUGUGGCAGGGUUGUUUGACUCUUUCUACCGAUCCAUACCGACUUCUGGAGCAUCCUUAUUAGUGCUUUUGGUUGUUGUGUGGUAUCUAAAGUCGUGGUACAGGUUGCGACACUUUCCUGGCCCCUUCCUCAACUCCGUCUCAAUCGCACCCAUGAACUUUAUGACCCUCGGCCCUUUGAUACGCGUUGGUCCAAACGAGGUCUUGUUCGGUGACGCCGACAGCUACCGCAUCAUCUAUGCGGUUCGUUCGGACUUCACAAAGGGCCCUUGGUAUGCCCUGUCCAAGUUUGUUCCGGAUCAGCACAGCUUGUUCUCACUGCGAGACGACGCAAAACGGAAAGACUUGAAGGCCAAGUUGAGUCCAGCAAUCCGCAUGACCAUGCUCAGUCUCUUCAACACGCCAGCAGCCUUGAGCUAUCUCCGUCACGAAAUGACCACCGGACUUGCUAAGGGACUCAUUAGUUCCCCAAGCCGCGAUGCAGAGGCUCGCCGGCUUCCUUACCUACAGGCGGUGAUUAAAGAAGGGCUGCACAUGUAUCCACCAACUACGGGUCUCAACUACAAGCAAGUCGCCAAGAGAGGUACCGAACUUUGUGGAAAGUUUCUGCCAGAGGGGACCCAGCUGGGUGUUAAUAUACAGAAGUUAAUGCGAUCGAAGGAGACUUUCGGACCAGACGCGGACAUUUUCAGACCGGAGCGCUGGCUGGAGGCUGUUAAGAAUGAGGAGCGCUUAAGAGAAAUGACCGCUGUGGUUGACCUGGCUUUCGGCCAUGGCCGAUUCCAGUGCCUCGGGAAGACAAUUGCGAACAUGGAGUUGAAUAAGAUAUUUGUCGAGCUGCUGCGAAGAUUCGAUUUUGCAGUCGUUACUCCACAGAAGCCUCUUGUUUUGUACGAUGCCGCAUUUUGGGUGACAACUGAUUUUUGGUUGCGUGUGACCGAGAGACAAGAACAGCCGAGUGGAUCAAAAUGA